Molecule: messenger RNA, 1176 nt
Organism: Caenorhabditis remanei
Lineage: Eukaryota; Metazoa; Nematoda; Chromadorea; Rhabditida; Rhabditidae
Exons: 7
Coding region: 1-1176 (391 amino acids)
Source: RefSeq, a predicted model, not a curated record
AUGUAUCCUCAACACCCGAACGAUCAACCAGAACAAAGACGGAGUAACAGACGGAACCCUCCCCAAAAUCGAACAUCUCCACUUCCUAUCGAACACCUCCACCCCCCGUGGAACCCUCAUUUGGGAGCCCAACAAUGGCCUGCUCAAAGCCAAAUAGUAGCACCAAAUAUGCACCAGCAUCCUCGAAACCCGAACGAUCAACCAGGACAAGGGGACCAAUGGGCACUGCCAAAUGUACAACAACCGAUGGCUAACAUGGAUCCUCGGAACCCCGACACUCAACCUGGAGGAAUGGAACAAAACCAACCUGAUGGAUUCCCAAAUCCUCAACACUCAUUUCUUCGAGAACUUCACAUGCAACCUUAUCAACCGGAAACUGUUCCUGGAGAAUAUCAACCACAAAAUAUGGCGCCUGACUAUCAGUUUCCCCCACAGAAUCCACUUAUUCACCAGGCUCCAGCGACUAGUGUUGGUGGACCAGUAAGAUUUCCCCCAGGAACCGGGCCGAUGGGUCAACACCCUGGACAACGUCAGCUGAGUCCAUACUUUCCUCAAGGCAAUCCACCAACUGUCAACUCGCGGAGAGGCAAUAGGCCGACAGGAAGAAGACAACCUCAGAUGCCUGAUACUUCCGGUCCUUUCCAAGGACAACCCAGUUUGACAGGCCAGCCUGAGCACACUGCCAAUUUUCACACAUGGCCAGAAGCUCAGCGGCAGGUUUCUCAACAGAUGUUCUCAGCACCUUUUCCUCAGACCCCACCGCACCAUGAUGUUCACGGGGAAAAUUAUCCACAAUACCGGACGUCUCCAAGUUCUGAGGAGCUAAUCCCCGGUUUACCAAAGCACUAUUUAAUAACUGAAGAGAAAGCUCUCGAGAUAUUGAAGAAGCGUAUCGUUGGGAAAAUUGAUCCGUUGAAGCUCAAGAAAGAGGUCUCAGAGUUCGCAGAGUUUAAACUAUCGAAACAAUUGAAAGGACAGCUUACUCGAAAUGUCCUUAAUAGUAAUAAAAACUUUGGAACUAUAAUGAACAAUGCUAAAGAUUUCGACUUGAUGUCAGAAGAGUACAAAGAGAUAUACAAGAGAAUGCACAAUUGGUGGCAUAAUACCGAAGAUGUUAAAUUAAGAAUUGUGUCUGUGGUUCCCGACAUUGAACAAAACAGGCCGAACCGUUAUUAA